ACUUGACAUUGAUAAAUUAGGUUAUGUACAAAGUAAUUGCAUUCGAUUUUUCGAAUUUUUUUAAAUUAGAUUAGUAAUAAUUUAAUGUUUUAUAAAAUGGAUGAUGAAUGUUCACAUUCAGGUCAUCCAUGGAGACACUAUGGGAAUUGGAAAGAUAUCACCCUACAAUUUCAAGAAGCAGUUAAAGAUUUAAAAUUAGGUGAGUUAUUACAUGAUGAUCUCUUCGGACUUUUUGAGGCAAUGUCAGCUAUUGAAAUGAUGGAUCCAAAAAUGGAUGCAGGGAUGAUGUGCAUUAGAGGUGCUAGAAAAAUUGUAUCAUUUGACCAAGCCUUACAGGAUAAUAUCUUAAAAUUAGAUGGUUUUAGUAAUAAGGAGUUAAUAGGAAUAAUAGAUUGUACGUUCGCAUGUUUAGUGUCUUGGUUAGAAGGGCAUUCAUUGGCGCAAACUGUUUUUAUAAACCUAUAUUUACAUAAACCAUACAUGAUAGAACACAAAAUAUUUAAAGCAUUUUGUCUUGCUAUAUACAAACUAUUAGAAGUAAUCAAGGAUUUGGUCCAUAAUGGUAUGGUAUAUGAAGAAGAAGAUUUUCAACCCAUGCAAUAUGGGUAUCACUUAAAUCCUGAAAUUUCUGAACAACGCCUAAUUGGUAUGCUUAGAGAAAUUGAGGAAGAUCUUGAUAGAAAAACAAGAAGUAAACCAGAUCAUGAAAUUCAUGCCUUAUUUGGAAGAAUUAAAUUUUUAAGGACAUUUUUGCAAAUUUUAAUAUCGUUUAGAAAGGAAGAUCAACCAGCUAUUUCUGAAUGUCAUAGAUUAUUAGGUAGUUGUCUAGAUAUGUUAUAUAUAAUUCAAGAUACUAUAAAUAUAGGAAUAACAAGUGAAGAUCCUGAUAAUGAACACAUAAUGGGGUUUGAACCAUCAAUAAACCAGCGUUUGUUGCCGCCAACAUUUCCUAGAUAUACCAAAAUUAAAUCCAGAUCCGAAGCUGUUACUUAUUUUAUUGAAAUGGUUGAAAGAUUUAAAGUAGUUAGUAAAAUACAGAUGAUAUCUUCGUUACAUCAAGCGCUUGAUUUCUUCAUCGAUUUCAGUAAAUCCAGUCCUUGCAUUUUAUCAAGAUCUGCUUUACAGUUACUAUAUCCAGGUACGAUACCAGCACAUAUAAAAGAUUUACUUAGGGAUGCAGUGAAGACAUUUAUUUGUCCCCCAGCUUUGUUGUCCAAAUUUUUAUUGAACAAUGCUCAGGCAAAACAUUAUGUGGAUACAUUUCUAUCUCAUUGCUCAAAACCUUUUAUAAAUUUUCUCCAAUUAUGUGGUCACAACAGAGCACGGCAGAGGGACAAAUUAGCUCAUCUACUUGAGGAUUUUACAGCUUUACAAGAUGAAGCUGAGAGAGUAGAUGCAUAUUUGCACAAUCUGUCCGUGAAUUCCCCUUUAGCUCGACCUCAUAUUGCAUGUUUUGGAACUUGGAUUUUGUAUCAUACAUUACGGAUUAUGAUUAUGUACCUCCUAACUGGUUUUGAACUAGAAUUGUAUAGUGUUCACGAAUUUUAUUAUAUAUAUUGGUAUUUGUAUGAAUUUUUAUAUGGUUGGUUGAUAUCGGCCUUAUCUAGAGCUGAUAGUUUUUUAAUAGAAAACGAUAUUUUUAAUGAAAUACAAAGUAAAAAUAAGGGAAACAAAAAGAAACCUAAGAACAAGAAAAAAGCUAGGCCUUAUAAUAGAGACAUUCUAUACCUGCAAGCUCUUCAAAAUAUGGCUGGAGGAUAUUACAAGGCACUUAUGGGAUUUCGAUUAGAAGGAAAAAUAACAAUGCCGCAUCCUAGAUUUGACAGUGAACAAGUCCGCUACGAGCACCGUUUCGCUCCUUUUCAAAACCUUCUUACACCACCUCCUGUUGUCUACUCAGAAUUUAGGGAAAUGACAUCAUUUGAAAGGUUCCAACAGCAACCCGUAGACAGCUGUUUCCUUUAUAUAGCAGGAUGUAAGCACUUCCAUCAAGCUAGGCAGUUGUUGGAGGGCAUAACACAAGACGCGGAGGUUUCCGAUUUAGUGACAAUAUGCAAAACGAAUUUUAUUGUGUUAAAGUUAUUAGCUGGAGGACAUAAAAAAGACUGUACGAAGCCACCCGAAUUUGAUUUUACUAGAAAUAAAUAUUUCCCGAUUAUGAAGAUAAAUUAAGUUUUUUUAGCAAGUCCGUCAUCAUGUUUUGCGCGAUAUUUCGGUUCGAUUUUUAACCUUGUUGGGUUCUUUAUAAAUCUUAAAAGUUCCUUUAAAUAUUCGAAAUAAUGUUGUUCUUUUUAAUUAAAGAAAAAUCCGACAUUUUAUUCAUCUAGUGAAAAGUCCAAGUUGACUUUGUACCUGCGCAUUCCAAAAAUGUUAUAAACAAAAAUCGCAACUCCAAAAGAAUAAUGGCGCAAGUGAAAAUUAAUGAUUUGCAGAAUUCGCAAAUUAAAAUAAAUGAAAUAUGAAGCUUACAACUGAAACGUUAUGGAACUGUUUGGAAAUAAUUGAUGAGGACUUUGAGAAAGCAAAUUUAUUCUAGUUUUUGAUAGUACUAAUUGAUAGAACUAAUUGAAGAUUUACAGGCAUUAAAAGUCAAAAUUUGCACUUGCGUCAUUAUUCUUCUGGAGAAGGGAAGUAUUGAAUAAUUUUGCAAUAAUAAUUCACUUGUCUUUGGUAAAAUUCUAUGAAUACAACUUCAUAUAAAUAAUUUAUCAUUUAAAUUUUUGGUAUUUCAAAUGUUGAAUUUAUCAAUCUAUUAUUGGUAACAUAUAUUUUAUAAAACAUGAAGUAAUCAUAAUGCGUGUUUUGCAUCUGACAAAUUAAUCACUUCAUGAAGGAAUUGAUGUAUGUAAAGCGAAACUUCACGUGAAUAAAUUAUCAUUUCUUCAAGGGCUUCUUCAUGUUUAAUACAUUUAUUCAUCUAGAAAUUCUUUAAUAAAUUCUUAAAUUUCUUUUGUGUCACAUUAUAAAUCUAAAACACUUUUUAUUUGUGUAUGAAUUUCUUCAUAAAAAAAUUGAUAGAUGUAAAGUGUGCCUGAAGUAAAAUUUUUGUUUAAAAAUGUUUAUAUUUAUACAAAAAGAUUCGGUUUGUGUUUUUGCGACAAUUAUACACAACCAAAAAUAUUUUUUAAAAAAUUUGCUGAAAAAGUUUUUCAUAUUAUGUUCAUAGCUCAUAAUAUCCCAUAUUUGGACGAUCUAGUCAAUUUUUUUCCUAUAAUGGACUGCUCUAUAGUGCAAACGUUACUUACUAACUCCUGUAUGAUGAAUCCAACAGAAUGUUCGAAUACAUUGAUUUUUAACAGGCGACGAAUGAUAACUUAAAUUUUUCAUUAGUUUUUAGUGAGCUAAAUUUAAAAUUUGAAAUAAACUAAAAACAAACAACUAAAAAUAUUUUUUCUCUUUCGAAUAGUCAAUGGAGAACAGUUUUAUUAUUUGAUAACUUAAAUAUCAGUUUAAAACAAUAUCCCAGUGUCGUGUUUUUUUGUCUGUUUAUUUCAAAUCCAGUUGACAAUAUAUGUUGGUAUUUAAAGUAUUUAAGGGGGUAGCUUCUUAAAAAAUUUCCAAUUUUAAAAUAAUUUCUUUAUGGCAUAAUACGAAAAAUAUAUAUAUUUUUUCGUAGAGUGCUUUUCAAUUGCCGAAAAACUAAUUUUUAACAAGAUGUUUUUUGGCAGAAAGAAAUUGUAAAAUUUCGAAUCAUUCAAGUGUCCCAUACCUGCAAUUAACACAUGUACAUUUCACUCUUAAAACACCCUGUAUAUAUAAACACAUAUUUCAUUAGAAAUAAAAAUCGAUGUAUCCUAACAUUUUCUUGAAUAUUUUUAAUCGUGCUGGAGUCAGUAGGGGUAACACUUAACGUUCGCACUAUAUAGUAUAAUAUUUAGAAAAAGGAACAUUGAAUUAUACCUAUAAUCUUUUUAUAAUGUCCAUUUUUGUUAAUAAAUAUUUUUUUCAA
This is a messenger RNA of Psylliodes chrysocephalus, 3949 nucleotides long. Lineage: Eukaryota; Metazoa; Arthropoda; Insecta; Coleoptera; Chrysomelidae. The record is from the annotation of a GenBank genome assembly.